Molecule: messenger RNA, 1110 nt
Organism: Fusarium pseudograminearum CS3096
Lineage: Eukaryota; Fungi; Ascomycota; Sordariomycetes; Hypocreales; Nectriaceae
Exons: 2
Coding region: 1-1110 (369 amino acids)
Source: RefSeq, a predicted model, not a curated record
AUGUCGACAACUACGCGUAUUACAAUUGAUGAUGAGGGCGAUACCCUGGUCAUCCUGAAACUCAGAAGCGAUGACGCGAACCCUGAUGUGACGGAGAAUAUUGCGACAGACGACGAGUCUACCACCGAGACCACAGCGACGUCCAACGUGACUACUAACGAUGCCGUUCAGAGUGAGGAUAGGCCACACACUGAGAAACACUUUCUGUGUUCCAAGAAACACCUUUCAUUUGCAUCCCGAAGAGCCAGCAAGAUGUUCUCGAGUAACUUCAAGGAAGCUUCAAAAGAGGAAGAUGGACUUCAUCACUGGACCUUCGAGGCUCUUUUUCAACCCACAGCAUUCGAAAUAGUCCUGAACUUCAUCCACGGAAAGACUCGUGAUGUCCCACAAGAGGUGUCUGUGGACCUACUCGCUGAUAUUGCAUCUAUCGUCGACGACCUCGAAUGUCACGACGCUCUCUCAUUUCCCGGAAGAAACUGGCUACUAAAAUAUUCCGCCUUCCGUCUUUUAUUGAUAACGAACAAAUCGAUUUACCAAAUUAUCCAUGCAUCAUUUGUAUUCGAGAAUUCAGAAGCUUUCAAACGUGCUACCAGGCUUGCUAUCAAGUCCGGUACUGACAUUGUACCGAAUUUCGAGUUACCAAUUCGCCAAAGUGUUAUAGACUCCAUUCAGACUAAGAGAGUAUCCAUAUUUCAAGAACUUAUGGAUGAGUUGGCUGAUUUGCAGUCGAAACUGCUUGCUCAGGAAGCGGGUCCCUGUACUUAUGGCUGUAGAUCCAUGAUGUUGGGUACUUUGAUCCAAGGCAUGAACGCAGCACGCAUCUGGCCACCGCCCUUGCCGCCAUUCCCGUCUUUGUCAAUUUCUGCUGUGAUUAUUUCACUAUUCGGGAUUCACCUGCAUACGUAUUUUGGACCAGAGAGUGGCGCUGAUGCCUCCAAGUUUUCAGGCAAAUGGCACCGUGCGACUUCGUCUCUGCCUACUCAAAGUCAGGAAGAACCUCCCACUUUAGUUCGGCAUCACUGCUGUCUGACGGAGUAUCUAAAUCCUAUUUUAGAUGCCGUUGAGGCUGAAAUUGAAGGGUUGAAGCUGGAGGAGUUCACUCGACCUUGA